AUGACGUACAUCACCCGUCUCUGGAAUAAAAUGACACAAAAUAAAGCUCUAGAAAGUUCUAGCGGCAAAUUGGAAACAAGAUUUUUUGAAACUAUAUACAGAGUUAUUUAUGUAACAGGAUUGUCGACCGUCGAAAACAGUGUAGGGUACUUUAUAUAUAGCAGCAUAGUUAAGCUGUUUAUUAUGCUUAUAAUUAUCGGAGAGAUAUGGUAUAUGUUCAACAUAACAUGGAGCGUUGAUGUGGCCACUGACAGCAUUAAUGCUACUUUCAUUCAGUUCAGCUCACUCUUUAAAUAUCGCAACAUGAUUAAGUACCGCAAGAUGUUCAGAACUUUAGCAUCAGCCAUGGAAUCUCCCAGCUUUGAUAUAUCUAAUGAAGCGAGGAGGAAAAUAGUGGAUAUAUGGGUAAAGAGAAAUAGGACGUAUUUAAAGAUUCUACUGAAACUUGGGAGUUGUACUCUAGUUGCUUGGUAUGGAUAUCCUUUCAUGGACGAUAUUGACUAUAAUUUAAUGGUUCCUGUGUACUUACCAUUUGCUUACACCGAUCCCUCGACAUAUUCAAUAGUGUACACAACAAUUAUCGUAAUGUUCACUUAUGUAUCGUAUUUCGUCAUGGUAUAUGACAUCUUAAUCCAGGUGUAUUUAAUGCAGCUGUUAUGUCAAUUUGCGGUGCUGCAAGAUUGCUUUACGAAUAUACUAAGCGAUUGUGCAGAAGAUUUUCAAGGAAUGACGGAAACUCAAUUGUUGAAUGACGAGCGGUUUCAAUAUAGAAUCACAAAAAGGUUAAGGGAUUUAAUCAACCAACAUAGAUUUAUUUUAAACAAUACUCUGGAUCUGCGAGAAAUUUUAAGCGGACCAAUGCUAGGACACCUGGCAACAAGCACAGUCUUGAUUUGUGCUAUAGGGUACCAGAUUGUCAUGUCAGUUUCAGUAAAUUUAACAAAAUCAUUGAUGGCGUUUUUCUAUCUGGGUUACAACAUGGUAGUACUUUAUAUUCUUUGCCGAUGGUGCGAAGAAUUAUCCAUACAGAGUGAGGCUAUUGGAUUCUCCGUAUACUGCUCAGGAUGGGAACGUGGCCUCGCCUCUAUCCCCGGCGUCCGCUCUACUCUCCUUUUGGUCUUCACCCGAGCAAAUAAACCUCUGGUGUUAACAGCCGGAGGAAUGUAUGAUCUGUCUUUGGCAUCUUACGCUAACUUGGUUAAAACAUCGUAUAGCGCAUUGACUAUGUUGCUACGCUUUCGUCAGGAUUAA
Molecule: messenger RNA, 1251 nt
Organism: Papilio machaon (common yellow swallowtail)
Lineage: Eukaryota; Metazoa; Arthropoda; Insecta; Lepidoptera; Papilionidae
Gene: Or-64
Product: odorant receptor 13a-like
Exons: 9
Coding region: 1-1251 (416 amino acids)
Biological process (GO): detection of chemical stimulus involved in sensory perception of smell; sensory perception of smell
Cellular component (GO): plasma membrane
Molecular function (GO): odorant binding; olfactory receptor activity
Source: RefSeq, a predicted model, not a curated record